AUGACUCCUUAUUUGCGGAACUCAAAACACCGUUCUUCGCGUCCUCGGGAUAGAAGUUGGGUAAACCCGUUGUAAACUUUUCGACAGCUUUCAGGCCAUGUAAAUCAUCUCAAGGAGACGCUGCAAAAGCUUCAAAUCAGUCAAAGAAAUGUGACACCUGGUGUAUGAGAUUUUAAUGUUUCGGUCAUCGUUCUUCUGAAAGCAGGAGAAAAACCCCCAUCUGUUGCAGACGACUUUUUUUUUCCUGUGGAGUCUGGCGAUUGUUACUGUCGUCAUAUAAAAACUGGAAUCUGCGUGGUAAACCCCAUGAUAUGGAAAAAGACAGAAUAAGUCCAAGUUUUUGGAGAAAAAUUGUGUACAUUCUGGAGUGCAAAACUUGUGGAGAACUAGUGUGUCGACGGGCUAUGCGAGCUAUCCUGCUUGCGGAUAACACAAUAUCGUUGUUUUCCACUGAUGCACCUGACCCAACUGCAAUUGCUGCCAUUCCAGACAUCUUUAUAACAGCACACUGUCUCUGCAAGAUACAGAAUAUAGCAUGCCUUUGUUGUGGAAGUUUAGUUGGAUACCAUGUGGUCACACCUUGUGAAAAAUGCAUGCGUUCCUGCAACAAUGGUCAUUUCUGGAUGUUUCACAGUUCUUCAGUUUCAUCAUUUGGUAGGAUGAAUGAGAAAGAUGAUGAUUACAUGAUCUGGAAAGAGCUGCCAGCAGAGGAAGAAGAUGAUUUCCCAUCUGGAGAAUGUUGUCGGUGAACAGUAAUGAUGAACAUAAUUUGCCAUUGUUUCUGAUCUGAAUAAUUCAUCAGCAGUUGUCCAUCUCCACAUCUAAUUGAAUGUAAGAAAUGUGCAAUGACAGAAAUUUUGACAUGUAUAGAUGGAAAUAUAUUCUCAGGAACAGGAUUUCAGUUAUGCUUGAUAUAAUCUAUAAUGUGAAUCUUCUACACUGAGACAGAAACUAUCAAGGUUAGAUACAUUUUAUUGUUAUUGCUUGCUUAUUUCUAUCUUGAUUUCUGCAACAUGUCUGCACAAAUGUUUUCUAGCAGCAAGUCUUUGAAGCUGUUUAGUGAAAUUGAUAAUCAUGGAAAGCCUUAAGUGGAACUGUCAACUUGUGGUGUCAUCUUUUCCACCAAAUCGAAAGCUGAAGAGCUAAAGCAACUGUUUUUUGUGUACACUGUUCUUGGGCUUAGAGUUAUAGAAAUUAGUGGUAAGGGUGCCUUAUUCUUAGAAACAGUUUUGCUGGGUUAUUUAUUUCAUGAUACUUGUGCACUUUUUAUGAUACAGAUGUCUCUCUGGUCACCUUGACUUUCUCCUGUUUGCAACUGUUAAAAGAUAGUAGAGAGAUAUUGUUUCCAAAACACAAAUCUUACUUAGCUGGUAGCCAGUCUUAGCUCACCUUCUAAUGUUUCACUAAGUUAGAAACAAGAAGUUAUUAAUUUUUUUUAAAUUAUUAGUUUUGAUACUGGGUUAAAAAAUCUAUAUAUAUUGGAAAGUUCCUGAGAGAUAUAAAUGGCAUAUCAAGUAAAAGUUUUUAUCAUAAUUAUUCAUACUUUAUAUUAGAGUUUAAAAAAAAAUUGAAGUAAAUGUAUUUAAAGAGAAAUGAGUCUGAAGUAGAAAAAUGCAAAACAGUACAUAAACUUUGACAGUACAAAUACUAGUUGUACAACUUAAACAGGAUGAAAACAAACUACACAUAAUUUUUACAUAUAUAAAGAAAAAAAUUUGAUGAAGUUAACUAGGAUCAAAGGUAUCAGUAGUGGUUGAGGACAAGCCAGGUAUGUUUUAAUUAUGCAGAACAUAAAAAGUCCUGAUUUGUAUGUGGUUAGCAUAACUGGUAAAUAAGAGUUAUUAACAGCUUUUGCGAAUAUGCAUCAUUGAUUUGGGGGAAUGAAGUGUCCAUUUCCCAUUAUACUUAGAGUGUGAAAGUUAAAUCAUUUGCCCAAUGAUAUCUGUGUAUGACAGUAAAAAGCUUACUUUCAUUUAUGGAAAAGAAAAAAAUAUUUUUGCAAGAAAAUGUGUGAUAUUUGCUAUUGAUAACAUUCAGCAGGAAGAAGAAUACCACUAAAUAAUUAAUAACAGUGUUUUAAAGUAUUCUUUAUAAAGUAAUGUUAAAGUGAAACUAGUGUGCUUUAAAUUCUUGUAUUAAGCCAUUAGUAAACUAAAGUUCUGUCAUACAUUGUAAUCUUUUGAAUAUAGAGUUGAUCUACUCUGGGACAUGCAGGUAUACCUCUUCAACAACUAUUCAAAAGUGGAAGGAUGCUUCUAAGGAUUUUUAUUAUCAACACUUAAAAAGUGUGUAAAGUUUUUGAAAAGAAUCUGUGGGGUGUCUUCACUGAAGGAAAUGUCUGUUUGAAUUGUUAGUAGAAAUAAUACUAAUAUCUUCAUGCCUAAAAGCAGCUGUACGAACAUAGAAGUACAAACAUUUAUGCACAAAGGAAUAUGCAUUCAGAUGCAUAAAUACAGAUUUCUUUUGCUAGUAAAAAGAUGGAAUAUUUUAGAGAUGUUUUAUCAUCAAAGAUAUAAACUGGUUCAUUUCCUCUUUUUUCCGUUUGCAUAUCCCUAAGCCUUCUGUGAUGUAUACAUUAUUAUUGAUUUUUUUUCACUUUAGAUGUGAUGCUUAUUUUUUUGUUUGUUUAACAUACCUGUAUUGUGGUACACCAAUUUUUGUAUCAUUCAAAUCUUAUAAAAAUUAAUUAUACAUUUUUUUUUCUGGGCAGGGAAGAACAUACCUCCCUGUACUCAUUAGCAGAUAUGUAGGGCACUUGUUCUCAUCCCGAUAAGUGAACAAACUUGCAGACCUUCAUUGGUUUAACUAAUGUUAUAAUAAAGCAGUUUUCUGCUAAAAGUGUGUAUUUCUGUGCAGAGUGAUGCAGAGUACUGCUUGAUGGUAUUCUGCUUUUUAGCAGCUUAUUUUAUGGUCACAUGAUAAAUACUUAUUAUUUUGCAAGCUGUGCAUUAUGUAUAUAAUACACAUACAUGGUGUCAGACAUAAAGUUUAUCAAAUGUU
Pomacea canaliculata is the source of this 3000-nucleotide messenger RNA. RefSeq names its product protein FAM72A-like. Gene Ontology annotation, cellular component: cytosol. The record is from RefSeq and is a predicted model, not a curated record. The transcript has 4 exons. Bases 312 to 749 code for a protein of 145 amino acids. NCBI's taxonomy places the organism in Eukaryota, Metazoa, Mollusca, Gastropoda, Architaenioglossa, Ampullariidae.